Molecule: messenger RNA, 924 nt
Organism: Penicillium chermesinum
Lineage: Eukaryota; Fungi; Ascomycota; Eurotiomycetes; Eurotiales; Aspergillaceae
Product: tRNA splicing endonuclease subunit SEN34
Exons: 1
Coding region: 1-924 (307 amino acids)
Biological process (GO): tRNA splicing, via endonucleolytic cleavage and ligation; tRNA-type intron splice site recognition and cleavage
Cellular component (GO): tRNA-intron endonuclease complex
Molecular function (GO): tRNA-intron lyase activity; nucleic acid binding
Source: RefSeq, a predicted model, not a curated record
AUGGACAAUCCCACUCUUCCAAUUCCGAUCUCACACAUCUCCGGUAGAUACCUGCUGUUCUCAAUUGAGGCAGUUACGUACUUGAGACGCGAGCACAACAUCUGUGGCGUCCUAACAGGGACUCUCCCGCAAGCCUCGCAGCAAAAUGUGUUCCUGGGCCUACCCCUGCAGCUCAUGCCCGAGGAGGCUCGUGUCUUAGUGGAUAAAGGCAUUGCGUGCAUCAUUGAUGAAGCCAAGGCACAGACCAGCAUGAUCUCCCUGAUGGAGGAAGAUCGGCGGCGGUACAAACGCGAGUUGGAGGCUCAGGGUCACCAUGUAACGCGACUUCUAGCAGACCGCAAGAACAAAAGAAAAGAAGAAGCUUUGAAGAAAAUUGCCGAGAACAAAGCCAAGAAAUCAGCUAAAGCUGACGCUGAAUCCGAGGCAGCUGCUUCGUCCGCCAUACCAGCCGAGGAGGAGUCGGCAAUAGUAGAUGUUUUCGCAGAUGAUUCGGCGUCUCGGUCUUCAACGCCGACAUCUGCUCCCCAGGAAAUAUUAGGAGUGACCCCUCCAACAUCAUACCCGCCUUUACCCAACCCAACCACCUCGUCAGACCUUGUCCUCUCCAAACCGGAGGUCCCACUGUCAUAUCCACUCUUUGCACAUCUUCAUUCCCGUGGCUACUUCCUCUCCCCAGGCUUGCGGUUCGGAUGUCAGUACGUGGCUUACCCCGGUGACCCCCUUCGCUUCCACUCACAUUUCCUUGUCGUCUCUGCGGAAUAUGACCAGCAGAUCGACUUGAUGGAUAUUGUGAACGGCGGGCGAUUGGGUACUGGCGUAAAGAAGGGCUUCUUACUGGGUGGUCCGCAAAAGAGCAGAGAGGAGGCCGAGAUCGAGCGCACUGAAAGUGUGGUCACCUACAGUAUUGAGUGGGCUGGCAUGUAA